Molecule: messenger RNA, 1479 nt
Organism: Verticillium alfalfae VaMs.102
Lineage: Eukaryota; Fungi; Ascomycota; Sordariomycetes; Glomerellales; Plectosphaerellaceae
Product: kelch repeat-containing protein
Exons: 2
Coding region: 1-1479 (492 amino acids)
Molecular function (GO): protein binding
Source: RefSeq, a predicted model, not a curated record
AUGGCCAAGGACAAAAAGGGAAAGGGUGAUGACAAAAAGGCCAAGCUAGCCGCGAAAAAGGCGAAGCAGGCCAACAAGGCCGAGAAGAAGGCCAAGGUAAAGGCCUCCAAGGUCGAGGGCAGCGAUGCCGAGGACGUCGACCUCGACGAGGUCCUCGAGGAAUACAGGAAGCAGCAGGAGCUCUUCCUCAAGGUCACCGAGACGGUCUGCGAUGGGCCCCCCAAGGCCCGCGCCGCCUCGUGCUUCAUCGCGUCGCCCUGUGACCGCAACAACCUGCUGCUCUUUGGUGGCGAGUACUUCAACGGCGCCCUGGCCCAGUUCUUCAACGACCUGCACAUUUACUAUGUCGACCGCGACGAGUGGCGCCUCGUCACCUCGCCCAACGCGCCGCUGCCGAGGUCUGGCCACGCCUGGACGCGCGCCGGCAACCCCAACCACAUCUACCUCUUUGGCGGCGAGUUCUCGUCGCCCAAGCAGGGUACCUUCCAUCACUACUCGGACUUUUGGCGCCUCGAGCCCAGCACGAGGGAGUGGACCAAGAUUGAAUGCAAGGGCAAGACGCCGCCGGCCCGGAGCGGCCACCGCAUGACGUACUGGAAACACUACAUCAUUCUCUUUGGCGGCUUCCAGGACACGUCGAACCAGACCAAGUACCUCGCCGACCUGUGGAUCUUUGACACGCAGAAUUUCUCGUGGCACACGCCGACGCUGCCGCCGGCGCAGCUCAAGCCAGACGCUCGCUCCUCCUUCACGCUGCUGCCGCACGAAAAGGGCGCCGUGCUCUACGGCGGCUACUCGCGCGUCAAAGCCACCGUCGCCGCCAACAAGCAGGCCAAGGGCGCCUCGCAGGGCCAGAAGAACAUCCUCCGCCCGCUGAUCCACGACGACUGCUUCUUCCUGCGCAUGGCGCCCGCCCCGGAGGGGAGCCCGCCGACGGCCCCGCCCGUCAUCCGCUGGGAGCGGCGCAAGAAGCCGGCCAACGCCCCCGCGCCGAAGCGCGCCGGCGCCACCAUGACCUACCACAAGGGCCGCGGCAUCCUCUUCGGCGGCGUGCACGACGUCGAGGAGAGCGAGGACGGCAUGGACAGCGAGUUCUUCCGCGAGCUGUUCGCGUGGAAUGUCGAGCGCAACCGCUUCUUCCCCAUGGCGCUGCACAAGCCGCGCCAGCAGCAGGGGCAAAAAAGGCCACGGGCGCCGACCAGCGCGGCGCCGGCCGGCCGCCGCCCGCGCCCCAGGGACAAAGAGGACGAGCUGCCUGAAGCAGCUGGGCGGCCCUCGAAAACGGGCCCCCUCGCUCGAGGACGCCGACGACAUGGAACCUCGACCGGCAAGGCCCGAACGAACCCCGAGGCCCGACAAGACCCCCGUUGCGGGAAAAUGCCGGUUCAGCAUUGGAGCUGCCGGCACCCGCGGUUUCAACGCGCAAAAUGGCCGGUGCGGGAUGAUGGGCUCCUACAUUUUACGGGGGGCCCCUUUUGA